AUGAAGUCUUUCGCGCCAUUGUCGGUCUUGUCUCUUGUCCUCGCCGGCUUGAGCAAUGCCGCGACCAUCCCCACCAAGUCCCUGAGCAAGCGUUCCACCACCACCUGCGAUCAGUGGGGAACUAUCACCACAGGCAGUUACAUCGUCUACAAUGACCUUUGGGGUGAAGCCGAGGCCACCAGCGGAUCGCAGUGCGUCACCGUGAGCUCGUUGAGCGGCUCCACCAUCGCCUGGUCCACCGAGUGGACAUGGGCCGGUGGUUCCUCGGACGUGAAGAGCUAUGCCAGUGCGGCGCUUCAGUUCACGGCCAAGACGCUGAAGAGCAUCACCAGCAUCAAGACCACAUGGGACUGGAGCUACUCCACCACCAAUAUCGUCGCUGAUGUCUCGUACGACAUGUUCUUGGCCUCCACCGCGAGCGGCUCCGACGAGUACGAGAUCAUGGUCUGGCUUGCAGCGCUGGGCGGUGCUGGUCCCAUCUCUUCGACUGGAUCGGCCAUCGCAACCACUACCAUCGGCGGUGUCUCGUUCAAGCUGUACUCUGGUCCCAACGGAGAUACCACCGUGUACAGCUUCGUUGCCACCGAGACCACCACUAGCUUCUCGGGUGAUUUGUUGGAGUUCUAUACCUACCUUAUUGAUGAGGAAGGCUUGAGCUCGAGCUUGUACUUGGUUGAUGUGCAGGCUGGUACUGAGCCCUUCACUGGCAGUGCCACCCUCACUACUUCUUCGUACUCUGUCGCAGUUGUUUAA
Molecule: messenger RNA, 753 nt
Organism: Penicillium verhagenii
Lineage: Eukaryota; Fungi; Ascomycota; Eurotiomycetes; Eurotiales; Aspergillaceae
Gene: xgeA
Product: putative endoglucanase
Exons: 2
Coding region: 1-753 (250 amino acids)
Biological process (GO): polysaccharide catabolic process
Molecular function (GO): cellulase activity
Source: RefSeq, a predicted model, not a curated record